Molecule: messenger RNA, 1683 nt
Organism: Salvia splendens (bonfire salvia)
Lineage: Eukaryota; Viridiplantae; Streptophyta; Magnoliopsida; Lamiales; Lamiaceae
Product: solute carrier family 25 member 44
Exons: 1
Coding region: 427-1428 (333 amino acids)
Biological process (GO): transmembrane transport
Source: RefSeq, a predicted model, not a curated record
CGACACGUGUCCCUUUCUCCUAUAUUCUAAAUUACUAGUAACUUUUUUCUGCUUUUUGUUAUUGCAUUUUUCACCAAAGUUGGUUGAAAUCCUUCGCCUCAUCCUAAUCUGAAAUGGAAAUUAUCUCGAAAUGAUCGGCGCACAGUUUUUGGUGAGGAAAUGCUGGAUCUUUUCCUGCUCACUCAUUUCCGCUCUUUAAUUUGUUUGCGCAAGCGGAAAAAAAUCAAUAUUAGAAAUCGUGAGGAUUUUGGUUUUCCAGUAGUUUGAGCUUGAACUGUUUGUGCCGUCCGAUUUUAGGUCUAACUUUCUACAUACUGUAGUUCGCAGUGUUCUAUUUUUCUGGAUUUGGGGAUUUUGUUACACGUAGCUGAAAAGGGGGCUUAAGGUUUUGCUGGAUAGAAAAAAUAGAAAUCGAAAGUGGCGAAGAUGAGUUUGAGCACCGCGGAGGAUGAUCCAGCAACUGAAAUCCAUCUGCCAGCUGAUAUAGAUUGGGAGAUGCUUGAUAAAUCCAAGUUUUUCUUCCUCGGUGCUGCUCUGUUUUCAAGUGUUUCGGGCACUCUUUACCCGAUUGUUGUGCUCAAAACGCGGCAGCAAGUAAUGUUGGACAACUGCCCAUGCUUCAAAAUGGCGGCCUCGAUCUUCAGGAGCGAGGGCUGGAGGGGUUUCUACCGCGGUUUUGGGACUUCCCUCAUGGGAACCAUACCGGCACGUUCUCUUUACAUGGGUGCUCUUGAGGUUACCAAGAGUAAUGUAGGCAAUGUUUCUAGCGUCCGUCUAGGUUUAUCCGAGGCCUCAGCUUCUGCCAUAGCGAAUGCUGCUGCUGGACUGAGUGCUGCCAUGGCUGCUCAGUUGGUUUGGACUCCAAUUGAUGUGGUGAGCCAGAGGUUAAUGGUACAGGGAGGUGUUACUGAUUGUAACAAGUAUAGUGGUGGGAUAGACGCGUUUAGGAAGAUUGUUCGGGCAGAUGGGGUGAGGGGGUUGUACAGAGGGUUUGGGAUAUCUAUACUGACUUAUGCUCCUUCGAAUGCUGUGUGGUGGGCUUCUUACUCGAUGGCGCAUAGAGGGAUUUGGAGCUGCAUUGGAUGCUACUUGUGCAAUAAGAGUGAGAAUGUUUAUAGACCGGAUGGGAAGUCUGUGAUGGCGGUUCAGGCAUUCAGUGCUGCAAUGGCUAGUGGAGCAUCUGCACUGGUGACAAUGCCACUCGACACUAUUAAGACGAGGCUGCAGGUUUUGGACGGUGGUUGUGGCAGGACUCUCACGGCCGUGCAAACCGUGAGGAACUUGGUGAAGGAGGGUGGAUUGGGUGCUUGCUAUCGAGGAUUGGGGCCUAGAUGGGCUUCAAUGUCGAUAUCUGCAACAACCAUGAUCACUACCUAUGAGUUUCUCAAACGGCUCUCGACUAAGAAUCAAGAGAGCUUUGCUUUGUGAAUCCAAAUCCAAGGGGUAAAACAAGUACUAGUUUUCUGUGUUGUCAGCCCCUUUUUGUCUGGCCUAUUAUCAUACCUUUGUAAAUAUUGUAAAUAUUUAGAAAUGCAAGUUUUAGCCUUUUCCACUCACAUCAUGCUGCUGCUGCUGCCUAGACAGUUGCAGUUUCUUGUUCUGAGGUCAUGAAUCUCCAUGGAAGCAAUCUUUGGCUCAGAGUUCCUACAUUAUCUUGUUAGUGAUGCUUAGAUUUGUGUGAAA